AUGGGAGGUAGCGCAGAGAAGCGCAAGCACGGCGAAAUGCUGCCAAGUACUAUACGCGCGAUCAUUUGCGGCCCGUCGAAUUGCGAUAAAACCAACGUUCUCAUAAGCUUACUCGAGAGCCCGAACGAUGUUCGUUUUGAGAACGUGUACGUCUAUUCCAAAUCGUUGCAACAGUCAAAGUAUCGAUAUCUCGAAAAUUUGUUUACGUCUAUCGACGAAAUCGGCUACUUUACGUCCAACAACAGCGACGUCGUUCCACUGAUAACCUUUACCCUGCGUGCCAAAAUCGUACCGACGAUAGAGUCGUUGGAGAAUGUUUUUGAAACGAUGGAAGACUCGUUAGCGACGAAGGUUCAAAAUCAGCUGCAAAACGUCGAGGCCGUCCUGAGGGGAGCGCGAGAUAAAGAGAGCGGUAUAAAUUACGGCAUUUACCUACACAAGGAUGGGCUGAACAAGGCUGAUAUCGUUGAGAUAUGCCCAUACUCGAGCUUCAACAGAGGCUACCACUACAUACUCACUGUCAUCGAUGUGAGCAAGUACGCGUGGGCAGUACCGCUCAAGAGCAAGGGUGGAAGCGAGAUAGCUAACGUCACUGAGAUCCUUCGAGAAAGUGAAAGAUGUCCGAAAAAUUUACAAACGGAUAUGGGGAAAGAAUUUUACAACGCCGAUGUACAGAAUAUCCUGAAAAAACACAACGUUAAUCACUAUUCCACGUAUUCGACGUUGAAAGCGUCAGUCGGGGGGUUCAAUCACACGCUCAAAAACGAUAUGUGGAAAAUGUUUACACUUAACGGCAACUACAAGUGGGUCGACGAGCUACCGCGUCUCGUAUCAGAUUACAACGCGCGCAAGCAUCGCACCAUCGUCAUGCGACCCGCUGACGUAACUUCCGCGAUUGCCGAAAGACUCUUGGGCACAGUGUACAGCGCGAUAAAGAUAGCGGGUCCUGCAAAAUUCAAAGUAGGCGAUUCGGUACGCGUGAGCAAGUACAAGAUGAGUUUUGAGAAGGGUUACAUACCAAAUUGGACUGAGGUGUUUACGAUCGUUAAGGUGCAGCGUACCAAUCCCGUAACCUAUCAACUCGAGGACUAUCGUGGAAAAUCCUUCGCUGGAGCGUUCUACGAGCACGAAUUGCAUCGCGCUACUCAUCCGGACGUGUAUCUCAUGGAGAAAGUGUUGCGCUGGAAGGGUGACAAAGUGUACGUCAAGUGGCUGGGAUUCGAUGGAUCGCACAAUUCAUGGAUACACAAAAACAGAGUUAUUUGA
Messenger RNA from Trachymyrmex septentrionalis, 1266 nucleotides. RefSeq lists its product as uncharacterized. NCBI's taxonomy places the organism in Eukaryota, Metazoa, Arthropoda, Insecta, Hymenoptera, Formicidae. The record is from RefSeq and is a predicted model, not a curated record. Gene Ontology annotation, biological process: DNA integration. Gene Ontology annotation, molecular function: nucleic acid binding.